AGUGAGAAAAGCUCUCUUCCUUCACAGAGCCGUGUGUUAUUGCUGAAAUGUAGGCAGUGAAAUUUCCUUCCUUCAUAAUCGUUGGUACCUUCUGCACUGCAACUCUGCCGAGAAUAUCCUGCCUUAAGGGAUUUCUUUGUUUUUCUGCUUAUGAUUCCCCCUUUUCUUAGCUGUAGUACAGCCGUACCAUUUCAGCUUGCUAGUGCAGAAAGAUGUUGUGAAUUCAGUUGCUGUGAAUGAGCUUGGCCUGACUGCAAACGCUAAUGUUCUUAGAGGCAUGCUAAAGAGUCGCAGGUGAAUCUAACCUGAUCCAUCCUACAGCAGAACGAUAUGUGUCACAAAGAUGUCUACACGGAACUGCCAAGGAUUGGAUUCUGUGAUCAAACCCCUGGACACAAUUCCAGAGGACAAAAAAGUCAGGGUUCAAAGGACACAAAGCACUUUUGAUCCAUUUGAGAAGCCAAAUAAUCAAGUGAAGAGGGUCCAUUCAGAGAACAAUGCCUGCAUUAACUCCAAGACUUCAUCUACUGGGAAGGAAUCUCCAAAAAUCAGGCGGCAUUCCAGCCCUAGCUCUCCAACAAGUCCCAAGUUUGGAAAAGCAGACUCUUAUGAAAAACUAGAAAAGCUGGGGGAAGGUUCAUAUGCCACAGUAUAUAAAGGCAAAAGCAAGGUAAAUGGCAAACUGGUGGCACUGAAAGUGAUUAGACUUCAAGAAGAGGAAGGCACUCCAUUUACAGCCAUCAGAGAAGCAUCUCUUCUGAAAGGCCUAAAACAUGCUAAUAUUGUGCUGCUUCAUGAUAUCAUCCACACCAAGGAGACAUUGACACUGGUAUUUGAGUUUGUGCACACUGAUUUAUGUCAGUACAUGGACAAACAUCCUGGAGGACUUCAUCCAGACAAUGUGAAGUUGUUUUUGUUUCAAUUGCUACGAGGACUGUCGUACAUCCACCAGCGUUACAUUUUGCACAGGGACCUGAAGCCCCAAAACCUUCUGAUCAGUGACACUGGGGAGUUGAAGCUGGCAGAUUUUGGACUUGCGCGAGCCAAAUCUGUCCCAAGUCACACAUAUUCUAAUGAAGUGGUAACCCUGUGGUACAGACCUCCAGAUGUCCUCUUGGGCUCAACAGAAUAUUCUACUUGCCUUGACAUGUGGGGCGUUGGUUGUAUCUUUGUAGAAAUGAUUCAGGGUGUUGCUGCUUUCCCAGGAAUGAAAGAUAUUCAAGAUCAACUUGAAAGAAUAUUUCUGGUACUUGGAACCCCAAAUGAAGAUACUUGGCCUGGAGUCCAUUCUCUACCCCAUUUCAAACCUGAGCGUUUUACACAGUACAGUGCUAAAAACCUCAGGCAAGCCUGGAAUAAGCUAAGCUAUGUGAACCAUGCAGAGGAUUUGGCCUCCAAAUUACUCCAGUGUUUCCCAAAGAACAGAUUGUCAGCACAGGCAGCUCUGAGCCAUGAGUAUUUCAGUGAUCUGCCCCCACGGCUAUGGGAGCUAACUGACAUGUCCUCUGUUUUUUCUGUAUCGAAUGUAAGAUUACAACCAGAGGAUGGAGAAGGCAUGAAAGUCUUUGGAAAAAACAAUAUUUAUGGCAAAGGUUUAUCAAACAUUAAGCACUGAGAAGCAUUUUGGUUUCCCACAUACAAUUCAGGAAUUAAGACCACUGGAUUAUAGGAGAGGAACAAAACAUGAGAGCCAACACUAUGAAGACAGCAUGGCCUGUUUCUCUUUUCCAAUGGUGGAUUUCUGUCACAAGGAAAACUAUACUGGAAGACCCUGUCUCUCUACCUUCCUUCCCCUACAAUUUGUUUAAAGCCUUGCACGUCUUUGAAUACCUUGUGAUUUUCAGGAUCUCCGUGAAGACUAAGCUUUUGCUUACUGACACAUAGCAUGUUAUUUUCUUUUAUCUUUUUGUGUUUGAUUUUAUUGGGAUUUUUCACUACAGCACAACAUCCUUGUACAGAUUUUUAUGCUUUCACCAGCAGCAUCUUAAACACAUUAAGAUGCACAUUUGGUGUUUGCACUUCCUGGUAACGUCUGUACAUAGAGGGCCAGUCAUGGCAAAAAUCAAUUUCUGUGUUCAUUGAGAGGCUCCAUAUAUUUUGUAACUUGUCUGAAAGAUAUAUCAAGAUGGAACAAAAGGCUUUUGGGGUUAUUGUGACACAGAUCAGUAUCUUGUAACUAUGCCUCUGUAUUACCACUUGGAAAUUAUACCAUUCCUUUCCUUAACCUUGGCAAUAAGUGCAUCUUAGUUGAAAGUUUGAAUUAUGAGUACUUUGCUUCCAAAGCAGAUUUCAGGCAUACUGAAGCAGAUUUCAAGAGAGACCUCCAAUGACUGGAGGCGGGGGGAGAAUAUAUAAUACUACUAAGUCAAAUAUUCUUGGUCCUUUUUAGAACAAGGGGCUUAUGCAGCUUUUGUGGUUCUUGGUCCCAUUUUUUACUUUCUUUCCCAUGUUGUUUUGUUAAAAAAAAUUGAGAAGGAAAACAGAAUAUAUGAAGGAGAAAUGAGUUUACAUUAGGAUAAGUACUUUGCUGUAGAAACCUUAGUUACUGAAUAAGCCACGGUGGGGGGAGACAACCUAGUUCUGAUGAGUUAUCCAAAUUCCAAAUAUUUGCUCUUCCAAACCAAAGGACCUUUCCAGUUCUAAGAUGAUCCAAGCUGAUUGGAAAAAGACUUUUUAUUACCAUAUUUUCCCCAAGAAUAUUUCCGUUUUUUUAAAAAAAUAAAUGCCAUUAUGAAUUUUUAAAGGGUGACAACUGAUUUCCCUAAUGCCUGUGAGGAAGGGGAAUUUCUCCACCAUUAUAUUCAACACAGGAGCUACCUUGCCUCCCUAGGAUACUAGCUGCCUAAAAGCCAUUUAAUUGUAACAUAUUUAAUGCAUUGUUUGGAAAUAAAAAAGAUGGGGCUUGUGGUAUAGUUUCUUGCCUAAGCUGUUGACAUCGUAUUAUUUGGAACUGGAAUAAAUAAAUAACUGGCUAAUUUAUUCUGCAGAAGCCUUGUUUAUAGGGAACAAUGGUAAAUAUUAAUUCAUAAACUGUGAAAUAGUUCUAAGUCACUAUGUAGAAAUUAAAAUGCUUAAGUACAGCUUCCAAAAUGAUUCCUCAGCAUGUUGAAUUUAUUUGCUACUUUUUACAGAGUCUGUAUCACUAAAUCUAAUAGCAUAUUUCAAACAUAUAUGCCUUAACUAUUUGUUUUGAGUUUCAUAUGCAGCCAUUUGUAUGAGAGAUGUAUGCCAUGUAGAUGUUUCAGGAUGAGAUUCUGUCUUUUUAAAAAAAGUCAUAGAGUUUGCAAAAAUAUGAUGAAUUUUUGAGAACGGAGCAAGGGUUUCAAUUAGGAAAAUGAGGGUAUAUUCUUUGAUAUAAAUCUUCUUCUUUGGCAGCUUAAUGACGGAGGUAAGCAAUAGCACCCCUUGUUGAAAGAUCUGAUGGUUUGAUGUAGAGAAGAAUUACACUGAAGUGCUCCCUCUCAUAGACUAAAUACCUUGAACCUUACUAUCCACAAUAAAUCAAAGUUCAGUGCUGCUGCUUAGGAUUUGAGUGUGUACACAUUAUGUGGGCUUUCAAUGCUCCCUUUUUAAAAAAUCACCAUUAAAGCCUUUGAACGAGAUAUUCAUCAUCCAUGCAUCAGUUCCCUACCCAAAUAUUUCAUAAGGGCUUUUGGAGUGAUUUCCCAAUAAAUAUUAAAAUUAUGUAAGAACUUAAAAAUCCACACAAUUUUCCAAAAAGGAUCUAUUGUCAGUUUCUGUUCCUGAAUCUUUCCUGUAGAAUCUCUGCAGAUUCUCAGUUCUGACGAUGAUUUCCAUUUGUAUACUUUCACAUAAAUCAUUCCAAGUGCAUAAGAAAAUAUUACAUUGAUGAUAUUAAGGUGCUGAAAGUCCAGUAAUGUCAUAUAUUUCAGGUUGGUAACUUUACGUUUUGGUGGGUGAAAAGGAGGAUAAAUUUUAGCAUGUAGGUAGAACACUAUAUGUCAGAAUAACAUGGUUUUAAGGAGGAUACUUUCAUAAGGCUGGAAAAGUAGGGUAGGGAAUCCAAAUGCAUUAUAGUUACCCAUCCAAGUCCACAACUUGGUCUAUAAUGAUUAUAUAGUAUCCUGGUUUUUUUACAACAUAGUCCAGAACUUAUAGGGAAAUAUUUCCCAGCAUCCUGGAUUUUUCUAUAUGAUUGCUUUUCUUCCUCUCCCCCCCUCCAUUGCUAUAGGUAAUAUCAGAAACUCUCUAGUUGUCGAUGAGAAAAAAAAUUUCCAUGUACUUGAAAGGAACUAUUCAUAUUUUCAGUUUCUUAAUCAAUUACUGUGGUCUGGUUGAUGUUACUGAAAUAAAGAUAUUAAUGCUUUCCCAUGGUUGGAUUCCGUACCUUUCCAGUAACAUAUGAACAUAAAUUACUUGAGAUCUUAUUAGUCCUGCAUAAUCUGCUUAUUCCACAUGGUUCUAUCCUUCAAAUGUUAUUAGAGUGGUAGAAGAAGAACAGGGUCAGGGAAGGAAGCAGCAACCACGCUGCUCUGGUAGCAUAAGAACUCAGCCAGUGUGGUUGGUAUUAGAAGUGAGUUUUCCUGUUCCAAGCAGUUCCCUUAAGGAUUCCCUUAAAGACAGCUCUGAAGCUGUACGAAGAGAGCUGUUAAUGAAAGGUAAGAUAGAUUCUAGUCACUGGAGAAAAGCUGAGAAGAUAGAAAUUACUUUUUCAGAUGGUUCACUUAAACCAAACCAACUAGGCAGUUUGUUUCCAAUGUUGCUUUUGUUAAUGGGGGCCCUAACAAAACCUUAGAAUGCCUCAGCCUUGUAUAAUAUUAUCGAUUCUGCUUCUCUACAUAGCACCCUCAGAACUAUUUUAUUGAAGCACAAGAAACACUGAUACCCAGAGACCCAACAGCUUGGGUGGGGAAGUAAGUCUUCCUUUCAUCGAGAUAUAGGAGAAACUUUACAUAGAGGUCUCCUAUUCAUGCUGGUAUGUUAUACAAAUUCCUCUCAACAGUGCAGUGGGGGCAACAGACCCUGAGCAUUUUAUGCUGCACCCAACUGAAUGUGUGGUGAAUAUAGAGAGUAUGUUCCAUACAAAAAAGAAAAGUCUGUGAAUAUUAUUGGUUUGUAACCUAAUGUAGUAAAUGGCAAUGCUCCUGUACUGUACAUUUCAUAUGUACAUUUCAUAUGAAUAGAAUUACGUUCUGUUAUUCAACAAAACCACAUCCUCCUCUCUGGCUUAAAGGUAUGGAGAUAAUUGUAUAUUAUUGACUUGCAAUAUUCUUAAAAGCAAAAAUUGAACGGAUGCACUAAAAAUUCCCUAGUCCUCUUCUCCCGUUCCCCUCAAAACCUGCACUUCUGCAGUGCUACAUACAAAAUCUUCCCUUGCUGGGAUAUGAGGCACAAAAAGGUGCUCUUUUUAACAGGGGUUUGGUACUCAAAAAACUAUGUUAAUAUAAAAUAUGUAUACAUAUAUCCACACACUUUAGUGACAGCUUAGUAAACAGUAUGGUUAAGUAAGUGUUACCUUGUUUGUUUCCACUUGUAAUUUGUCUGUAUUAUGAAAGUUGUAAUGGUUUGUCAGGUGUAACUGUUUUCAUGUAAUAUGAUAUUGAAUAAAAUGUAACAGAAUUGCUAUUCUC
Messenger RNA from Heteronotia binoei (common prickly gecko), 5591 nucleotides. RefSeq names its product cyclin dependent kinase 14 (gene CDK14). The record is from RefSeq and is a predicted model, not a curated record. The transcript is spliced from 14 exons. Gene Ontology annotation, molecular function: cyclin-dependent protein serine/threonine kinase activity; ATP binding; cyclin binding. NCBI's taxonomy places the organism in Eukaryota, Metazoa, Chordata, Lepidosauria, Squamata, Gekkonidae. Gene Ontology annotation, cellular component: cytoplasm; nucleus; cytosol. Gene Ontology annotation, biological process: protein phosphorylation. The coding region runs from base 344 to 1615 and encodes 423 amino acids.